AUGUUCUUUUCACAGAUUGUGUUGUCAAAGAGAGGACCACUUGGAAAGGUCUGGCUGGCUGGUCAUUGGGACAGGAAGUUGACAAAGAGCCAUGUCUUCAAGACAAACAUCCCAAAGUCAAUCAGACACAUAUUACAUCCACAUCUUCCAAUGGCUCUUCGUAUGACAUCACAUUUGUUGCUUGGUGUCGUACGUAUCUUUUCAAAGAAGGUCAAGUUCCUGUUGGAUGAUUGUGGUGAUGCCGUUGCAAGAUUCAAGGGCACAACCAAGAUGAUUGCACCAGGUAUCAACUUGGCAGUGGCCGAAGAAGAGGAGGACCCUCAAACACUCACAACAACAUCAAAGCAAGGAAAUGUCGCACAUCAAAUCGAUGACUAUCUCCGAUCAGUUAUUCUUAAAGAUGGAAGAAUUGAAGACUUGGUAGUUGACAAGUUCUUUGAGUCAAAGAAGUUCCAACAACUAUAUAUGGAGGCCAUGAAGCCUGUACCAGCUCCAUCGGCACCCUCUACACCUGGCCAGAGACAUAUAGAUGAGCCAGGAUUAUCACCAGAGCAGCAAGACACCUCAGUCAUGCAAGAGGACUUGGAGAAGCAGCAGAGGAUCGAUAUCGAGAUCAUGAGAGAGCUGGACAGGAUGGAUGCAGAGCGAAAGGCGCGCCAGGAGGAGUUGCUUCCACAACUGAAGGAGCGCGAGAAUGAUGACUCAUUUAUCAGCUACAAACAAUGGAUCGAGAACUUCCACGAGGAUGAGAUGGUGAUGCGAGGAGCCCAAAGCGUAUCAAUCCACAUCACGCCUCAGCGACAGAGCAUCGAACCAUCUGCCCAGAAGACCGGUCCGCCUGGCACAGGUGAGGAGGGCGACGAUCAAUUCCGUCCCUACUCACCAAGCUCACCCUAUCAGGCGCCGCCAGUCCCUGCCGACGUUUCAAUAGGCCAACAUAUGAGUCCUGGUCUGGAGAUCGAGCCAACAUCAAUGGAGCUUCAGGGUGUGUUCGAUCCAGUCGACUACUACCCUGGUACCAAGUUUGACAUUGACAAGGAUGAUCCCCUUCAGAAAACAGGCAAGGAAAUGGACUUGCCAAUCCCCUUCAUAGGAUCGAGGCCUGAUGAUGAAGAAUGGAUGGAGCAAGGAGGUGACCUUCCUCCUUCCCCGCCCCAACAAGGAGGAGACUAUCCGCCUUCGCCGCCUCCACCAGAUGUCAACCAGGAGCGUCCAGACACAGCUGUCGACUCACAGAAGCCCAGGGGUAUAAUCCCUUUGAUCGAGAUAUCACCACCAGAGCAAGUCCAGCCCAAGACCACCAAAGCAAUGCGCGAGGCACAAACCAGAAGAAUAGGACGUAGGGCACUCAACCGAACCGAUAUAAACCGAUUGCGAAACAAUGCCAACUCCCUGCUGACACAACACCGAACGUUCCCCACGACCAGCGCCGAGUUCCACCUGCAGACCAAGACCCUCUCGGCGCCCGGCCCAAAGUACUCGAUGCUGAUGCCGGUGCGCAGAGUGAUCAAUGAGAGGAUCACCGACCAAUUCAGAGACAUCUUCCACAGAUACAAGGAGGUGCUCGACGAUGACGAUGUCAAGCUCAUGAGCUACCUCAAGGCGGCAAAGGUGCACCAGUCGCUCAAGGAGUUCGAGGGCAUGGGCGUGGACUUUGAUUCAACGAUGAAGGAGUCGCUGGGCAUCCCUCCCGACAUGGAGUUUGACAAGCUGCCACUCAAGGAGCAGGUCAUUCUGUCCAAGGUUACCGAGCAUAUAGAGGAUAAGCUUAACAUUGCACCAAACAAGCGAGCAAAGAUUGACAGCACCAUCACUGAGGAGGAGGAAGCCCAGCUGUUGGGCCAGCUCGAGAAGGAGUUGGACAUGCUCGCGAUGCAUCCAGUGUCACCAGCGAGACGAGACGAUUUAGAGCAUCCAUAUGUCGGCGAUGAUAAGGAGAAUGUGUUUGAGGUUGAUCUAGGUGGUGGUGGUGAUCGAUGGGACGACUACCAGCACAACCCUGUCCUCCCUGAAGAUGAUCUGAGUCCGAUCAAGGGCGAUCUGAGUCCGAUCAAGGGCGACGACGAUGGCAUUCCAUUCAAGACGCCCCAGCAGACGCCAAAGAAGACACCUGGACCAGGAUCAUGGACACCCAGAACAUCAACAAUGCACACCGUUCUCAACAACUACUUCAACACACACAACACCAACUCAAUCAACUUUGAGAGUCUGGUUGCCGACAAACAGACAAGAGUUGCCGUUGCCGGUACCUUUUACGAAAUGCUGGUGCUCAAGACAAAGGGAUUGGUCGAGGUCCACCAAGACGAGGCAUACUCUGACAUCCAAAUCACAAAGACGAGCUCGUUCAAUCAAACAAAGUCCUGGGCAAGGGAACCAAACCAGCAGGAGAAUAUGGAAUAA
Acytostelium subglobosum LB1 is the source of this 2400-nucleotide messenger RNA. RefSeq lists its product as hypothetical. The coding region runs from base 1 to 2400 and encodes 799 amino acids. Gene Ontology annotation, biological process: replication-born double-strand break repair via sister chromatid exchange; mitotic sister chromatid cohesion; synaptonemal complex assembly. Gene Ontology annotation, cellular component: synaptonemal complex; cohesin complex. The record is from RefSeq and is a predicted model, not a curated record. The transcript is spliced from 3 exons. Gene Ontology annotation, molecular function: chromatin binding; protein binding. Lineage: Eukaryota; Evosea; Eumycetozoa; Acytosteliales; Acytosteliaceae.